UUCAAUACAAUAAUAAAGAGAGUAUGCUUUCUCAUAAAACAAUAUCAAUCAAAUUUAUCCUCAUUGUUCUUUUAUGUAUGUUUGUUUCAGGAGAUGCAGAAGUGAGAUGCAUAGAGAGCGAGAGAGAAGCUCUUCUAAGCUUCAAAAAUGGCCUCAUCGACGAAGAUGGUAUUCUCUCGUCGUGGAAAAGCAACGAAUGCUGCGAAUGGCAUGGUGUUGGGUGCAGCACCACCACAAGCCAUGUCACCACCCUCAAACUUAGUGGUCUUGAUAAUGGUGGUGUAUUGAAAGGUGAUGUUCAUUCUUCAUUGCUCGAGUUGCAUCAUUUAAAUCGUCUUGACCUCAGUCAUAAUGAUUUUGGAGGCAUUCCGAUCCCAGAAUUCAUUGGUUCCAUGAAACAAUUACAUCACUUGUUUCUUAAACAUUCUAACUUUUCCGGGAACAUUCCUCCUCAGUUAGGGAACCUUACCAACUUACGCUCACUAGAUCUCUCAUAUAACUCUUUGAGUUCUACAUCUCAUUCCAUACUUGGUUCUGUAUUCGAAUCACUCGAAAUACUAGACUUGUCGUAUAAUCAACUCAUUGGAUCCAUCCCUGACCUAAGUGCAUUUUCUUCAUUGACACAACUGAACCUUUCGGCGAAUAACUUUAUAGGUUCCAUUCCUCUAAGUAUAAGCCAACUCUCAGAGCUUCAAGUUCUAGAUCUUUCUCAUAAUUCUUUGGAAGGUUUAGUCUCUGCAUCCCACUUCAUCAAGCUUUAUAAGUUAAAGACACUUGACUUAUCCAUCAAUUCAUUGACCUUUGACAUUCCCCUUGAUUGGAGUCCUCCUUUUCAGUUGGAAAGUUUAUCUUUAGGCGGGUGCAACGCGGGCCUGUAUUUCCCAAAAUGGAUUCGAACUCAGAGGAAUUUGGUUUCCCUUGAUCUCAGUCGUGCCAAUAUAACAGAUGAAGCCCCGUGGUGGUUGUGGAGUACGUUUUCCUCAUUAGGAAACUUGGAUCUCUCCGACAAUCAAAUAAGUGGUGCAAUUCCGAAUCUCUCAUCCACCUCCAUCCGUUACAUGGAUCUUCGUAACAAUCAAUUCUCAGGCCCUAUUCCGUUAUUUUCUAGAGUUGCUUCCGAUAUUUUUUUGUCUGGAAAUAUGUUAUCCGGUUCAAUUUCAUCGAUUUGCAAAACUAGCAAUGAUAAGCUUCAAACCCUUGUCCUCUCUAAUAAUCAGUUGUCAGGAGAGGUUCCCGACUGCUGGGAGAAUAUGCCCAACUUGGAGUCCCUCGACUUGGCUAACAACAAUUUUUCAGGUGAAAUCCCUCGCUCUUUUGGCAACUUAGACCACCUCGUUGUACUGCAGAUCCGCGAUAAUCACUUAUCCGGUGAGUUGCCUUACAGUUUGAGAUUUUGCCAGGAAUUGUAUUUAAUUGAUAUUGAAGGGAACAAGUUAACCGGAGAGAUCCCCACUUGGAUUGGUGAGUUAUACAACUUGCGUUAUCUAAACUUUCGUGGAAAUAAAUUGCAUGGCAUUAUUCCUCCCCAGAUAUGCCACCUUACUAAUAUUCAAGCUCUGGAUUUGUCGAUAAACAAUCUGUCUUCGAAAAUACCUGAUUGCUUCAAUAAUUAUACUCUCUUGAAAACUACCGAUCCAUAUCUUUCUGCUCCAACAUAUCCAAAUAGUACGACGGUAAAUAAGCUCUAUGGAUAUUCAUCGUUUCAAUGGAAAGGUAAGGAAUUCGAAUGCAAGGAAAAUCUCAAUCUUCUCAAGCUCAUUGAUUUUUCAAGCAAUAGAUUGACUGGGAACAUUCCCAAAUCAAUUUCCAGUAUGAGGGGAUUAAAAUCAUUGAAUCUAUCAAGAAAUAGUUUAACGGGAUAUAUAACUCCAGAUAUUGGUAAACUAGAGAUGUUAAAUUCUCUUGAUCUAUCACACAACCAACUGUCGGGCAAGAUACCUACAAGUUUGGGAGAAGUAUACUCUCUAGGUGUUCUUGAUUUGUCAAGCAACAAUUUUUGUGGAAAAAUUCCAACGAGUACCCAACUUCAGAGCUUCAAUGCUUCGGCUUAUGCCAGGAAUGUUGGACUCUGUGGUGACCCUCUCCCAAAGUGCCUCGAAGAUAGCUUGAGGCCAUCCACCACAAAUCUAGGGGUACACAUGAAUGAGAGAGACGGCAACAACUUCUCGUUUAUGGAAGAAGUUGGCAUAUCAAUGGCCUUUGGUUUUAUCUUUGGAUUUUGGGGAAUUGUUGGUUCAUUCAUAGUGAAGAAAUCAUGGAGAAUUGCAUUCUUCAACUUAUUAGAUGAUGCUGCAAAUUGGCUCUAUGUCAAGAUUGUUGUGUUUGUAUCCAAAUGGAGAUGAAGCUAAAAUACUCAGAGGUGGACAAGCUCGUGGAUAGUAGAAGAAAGGAUGAAGAGUUAUGUUGCUUAUAGAUGGUUUUGGUACUUGAAUUAUAGUACAUGGCCUAAGUGUUUUUCCUAAGUUCAUCAAUAUUUGUCAUGUAUUUUAAUUAAUGACCAUGUAAUAGUGCAUGUAGUUUGCUACUAUUUCCUAAUUAAGUGUUUUCCCAAUUUUAUCAA
Messenger RNA from Salvia hispanica, 2560 nucleotides. NCBI's taxonomy places the organism in Eukaryota, Viridiplantae, Streptophyta, Magnoliopsida, Lamiales, Lamiaceae. The record is from RefSeq and is a predicted model, not a curated record.